AUAUAUCCAUAUUGGACAUAUAGUUAUUUGAUUACUCUUAUUCCAAUAUUUUUAUUAACUGAUUUAUUACUUUACAAGCCCAUUCUAAUUUUAGAGAGCAUUGGUUAUAUGGUUUUCAGAACUACAUUGGUAUUUGGUUCAGGAGUAUUCACACAACAAAUUGGAAUGUCUUUUUAUGGUAUUGCAUCUGCAGCUGAAAUUGCAUUUUAUUCAUAUAUUUAUGCUAAAGUUCGAAAAAAUGAAUAUAAACGGUUAACAUCAUGGACACGUGCAUCAACAAUGGCUGGACGUACAUUUGGUUAUUUAUUAAGCCAAAUAAUUGUAAUAACUGGAAUUGGUACUUAUUUAACCGUUAAUCAAAUUUCACUUAUAUCACCUAUUUUGGUAUUUAUUUUCGGUUUAUGCUUUCCACGAAUACAAUGGAAAUCGUUGAUUGAACGAAUUAAAAUUACAACAGAAAUCGAAAUGUUGAAUGAACCGACUACCUAUAUAGAAUAUGUAAAAUUCCGACUGAGAAAGUUAUGGUCUAAUACAAAGCAAAUUUAUCAUAUUGGAUUUGUGCGAAAAUGGUCACUUUGGUGGGCAAUGACAACAUGCAUGUCCUUGCAG
Loa loa (African eye worm) is the source of this 609-nucleotide messenger RNA. RefSeq lists its product as hypothetical. Gene Ontology annotation, molecular function: vitamin transmembrane transporter activity. Lineage: Eukaryota; Metazoa; Nematoda; Chromadorea; Rhabditida; Onchocercidae. Gene Ontology annotation, biological process: transmembrane transport; vitamin transport. The transcript has 4 exons. Gene Ontology annotation, cellular component: plasma membrane. The annotation marks the transcript as partial. The record is from RefSeq and is a predicted model, not a curated record.